ACUCGGGAAUUAAACCACUUACAUAACGUUAAUAGCAGAAAACAAGCUUCCUCGAUCUCCUUGUUCCCCCUAUUUAUUAUUAGUCAUCUUCAAUCAAAUAAUAACCUUAAACAUCCUCCAUCCCCGCUCCCCCUUCAUUUCGUCAAACUCUAAAUUAGUCUCUCAAUCUCAUCAUCGUCCCCCGCCCUCUGUUUCAUCCAUUUAUGCCCAUCUCGUUGUUCCCCCUCCAGCCUCUCACGCGCGGUGGGUGAGCAGCGGGGAAACAACGACAGACAUAUAGCCCUCCCUGCCCAUCCACCUCCUAAUCUCUCUCCUCUCUCUCGCUGCGUCCAUCUCAUAUCUACCUUAUAUAUAUUAUUAUAUAGUUGGGCGUGACGGCGACGACAACAGGAAGAAGGUCAUUGACCACCACCACCACCGCCGCCCCUACGAUGACGUACAACACGCACCCGUUCCAGCUGUUGGAGAUCAACGUGAUCUCGGCACAGGACCUAGCCCCCGUGUCGAAAUCCAUGAAAACGUACGCGGUGGUGUGGGUCCACCCGGAGCGCAAGCUUAGCACAAAGGUCGACCAGGGAGGCAACACCAACCCUCAGUGGAACGAGAAGUUCGUCUUCCGCGUCGAUGACACCUUCCUCGAUGCCGAAAGCUCCGCCAUCAUGAUCGAGAUCUACGCCGCCGCCUGGCUCCGCGACGUCCAGAUCGGCUCCGUCCGCGUUCUCAUCAGCAACCUCUUCCCCUCCUCCGGCAACGGCAACCACAACAAUGCCAAGAUGCGGUUCGUCGCGCUCCAGAUCCGCCGGCCCUCCGGUCGGCCGCAAGGGAUCCUCAACAUGGGUGUGCAGCUCCUCGAUAACACCAUGCGCUCCAUGCCGCUCUACACCGAGCUCUCUGCCUCCGGCGUCGCCUUCAACGACCUCCUCGACGCCAAGGCCACCGCUGGGGGUGCGAAGAAUCUCGAGGAGAAGACCGCCAAGCUCCGCCGCACCAAGAGCGACCGCACCGACCUCACCUCAGCCGACAACGACACCCACGUCACCCGUGGCCGCAGGGGCAGCUCUGUGGUGGGGGCCAGCUACGUCGGUGGCGGGUCCCUGGUCAGCUCCUCCGUCGUACCCAGAAAGGAAAAUGGAGGAGGAGGAAAUGGAAAUCAUCACAAUAACAACAACCAUCGUAACAACAGCGGCAACGGGAACGGGAGCAUGGUGAACGGUGGGUCCCAGUGCUCGGACGUUGGGCCAUCGGCGUCGGUGGUGGCGGCGGCGAUUGCCAAGGGGCUGAUCAGGACGCCAGCUGGCGGAAACGAUGCGGGCAGCUCGGUGCUAGACGACUGGACGGAGAAUGACAGCGUGGAAGGGCUGAGGACGAAGCUGGAGAGGUGGAGGACGGAGCUCCCUCCCAUCUACGACACCGACGUCAAGAAGAUGCAGUCCAGGAGCAGGCGGAAGGGGAACCACCACCAGCGCCGGAAGUCGGAAGGUACGAGGUUGUUCUCCUGCUUCGGGAACGCCUGCGGCUGCGAGAUCACCAUCACGUGCGGCGGCGGGAAUAAGAAGAAGAAGAACGGCGGUGGCAAUGAUCAGAAUAAGCACGAUGGUCGGCAACACUCCAGCUCCCUUGACAGCCAAUCCUAUUUUUAAUAACUUUUCCACACCUGAAAAAGAGAACAAAAUGAAAGGUAAUUUGGAGGGAAACGGUCAAAUGAAAUUAUUCAUUUGAUGAGUUAGGGUUUGUAAAUGGAGGUUAAUUUUUUCUAAAAAAAAAUAUAUUACAAGGGUGAGAGACACAAACCCUAGAGAUUUUAUGUUGGUCUAACUGGUGAUGGCUGUGUAGAGGUUAGGAAGAGAGAGAGAGAGAGACAUCACUCUGGCUUUUGUUUCUUCCUCAUUUUGAACUAACAAUUUUUUUUUUCUUCUCGUCAUCAUGAUUGGUUUAUGAUAAUUUUCAUCAUUUUCAUUGAUGGAAAUAUUUGUUUUUAUAUGUGAGGUUUGUUUAUACUUUAUAUUUAUUUGUUUGUGUUCCCCCUCUCGUGGUUGUGGGGAAAUCUUUAAUUGAAGAGAUGCAAGGUCAGACUAAUUACAUACAUUAUCCUUUCUUUCACUUGAUUUGUGUUUGAUUACGGGUAUGGAUGGAGUAUGAUGAGGCUCAAACUCUAUUAUCUAAACAUAUUAAUGAACAUAUAAAAUUAAA
Messenger RNA from Linum trigynum, 2190 nucleotides. The record is from the annotation of a GenBank genome assembly. Lineage: Eukaryota; Viridiplantae; Streptophyta; Magnoliopsida; Malpighiales; Linaceae.